AUGUCGCCCAAGCUGAAGCCGCUGCUGCUGCCGCAGCUGGUGGAAGAGCGCCGCAGGAUCGACGCCCCCGCGGGCCAGGCUCACGAUCAGGCUCCGAGCCAAGUUCAACCCUCGGGCCCGGAUAGCAUCGACCCGUCCUACGUCUACUACACGGCCAAUUCCUCGUCGUCGGACGUCGCCUCGCCCGUCACGCCCACCUUCUCUCCGCGAUGCCAUCAGCGCUUCUCCAGCUCAGCGUCCUCGCUCGAGCUGCUGCCGCCGGCGCCCCAGGACGGCGGUCCCACGUCGCCGCUGCCCUUCGCGGCCAAGGCGGAGAAGCGCCAGCUCCCCGACGUGCAGGAGGAUCCGAUGAAGCGCUUCGAGGAAAGCAGCGAGCCCUUUGACGGCCUCGGCUUGUACAGGUGCCUCUGCGACGCGCCCUGCGAUCACCGCAACAGCUCCGAGGGCAUCUUCCCUGGUGACCUCGUCGGCGACGACUUCGACAUCGACUACGACCUCGGUUUCCUGAGCGACGGUGACCUGUCCGCCGAGCCCGGAUACUCGACGAAGAAGAAGCGGCGGCCCGUCGACUCGGCCUUUGCCGGCCUCACCUCGCGCCUGGGCUCGCGGAUGCCCACCAUGAGACGCUGGAGGUCGAGCAAGCGCCUUCACGCGAACCCCCAGGCCGAGCUGGCGGCCGACGUCGGCCUCGGCCUCGGCCUCGAUUAUGCGCUGUCGCGCGAGCCGUCGAGCCGGUCUUCGUCUCUCUCAGCACCCAACAACCCCUUGUCCGACCACCUUCCGGAAGCUCCUCUGCCGCCGCACGGCUCGUCAGCGUCGUACUAUGAUCGAGGCGGCGCCGACGACGUCAGCAGGUCGUCGGUCGUCGAGAUGACGGCUGAGGAGCACUCCAACCUCGAGCGCGACCGCUCCCUGGCGACGACGCCGCUCCUACCUCCGCUGCUCACGGACGCCGUGUCGGUGCCGCUUCUGCAGUCGCCUCUGCAGUCGCCGACGGUUGCGCCGCCGGCGCCGCCGCCCCCGACGACCAUGGCGCCGCCCCCGACGGUGCCGACGCACUACCCGCAUCCCUCCCUCAGCUCCCAGCCGUCGAUGGUGUCGCUGCGGCCGGUGAACACCAACGGCGAGGCGCCUCCCCUGCUCUCGUCGAUCCUGCAGGAGCACGACGAAUGGUCGGACCGGCUCGGCCACGCCAACUUCACCGUCGCGCCCCUGCCGUACGAGCUCGACGUGGUGACGGCGGACACGGUCAGCAAGUUCCGCGACGACUGGGACGCGGCGCGAUGCAACUACACCAAGCAUCUCGUCCGCACCGGCGAGCACUACGGCCAGACAAGCAAGAUCUACGGCCUCACCGAAGCCAAGUGGGCCGAGACGGAGCGGCGGUGGAAGGGCAUAUACGACGACCUGAUCCGGCAGAACAGCCGCUCGGCGCCCGGUUCGACGAGCCAAUCGCGCAACCACAGCAGGGGUCGGGGCCGCGGCCGGUCCAGCAGCUCCGUCGGCGCCAUCGUUCGCAUGCCGACGCACGAGGACGUGCUGGCCGACGCCGAGCGGCGACGGAUGGACGACUGCCUCCCGAGCGUCGUGCCGAGGAUGCUCGAGUCGCUCGACGCCGAGGGCAAGUUCCCCGGCCGCGGUGACGAAGACAUCGUCGGCCCCAUGCAGCGGGACCUGGUCAUGAUCCGGGCGCGCAGUGAGGACGCCAAGGGUCACUUCUGGAGAAGCCUCGCUGACAAGGUGGGCUUUCGAAAAUGA
Messenger RNA from Drechmeria coniospora, 1758 nucleotides. RefSeq lists its product as uncharacterized. The coding region runs from base 1 to 1758 and encodes 585 amino acids. The record is from RefSeq and is a predicted model, not a curated record. The transcript has a single exon. NCBI's taxonomy places the organism in Eukaryota, Fungi, Ascomycota, Sordariomycetes, Hypocreales, Ophiocordycipitaceae.